Messenger RNA from Temnothorax curvispinosus, 809 nucleotides. RefSeq names its product ester hydrolase C11orf54 homolog. The record is from RefSeq and is a predicted model, not a curated record. Gene Ontology annotation, molecular function: zinc ion binding; hydrolase activity, acting on ester bonds. The annotation marks the transcript as partial. Gene Ontology annotation, cellular component: nucleus. The transcript is spliced from 3 exons. Lineage: Eukaryota; Metazoa; Arthropoda; Insecta; Hymenoptera; Formicidae.
GUCGGUAUGAACUUUAUGCAUUCGUCGGAAUCGGAAGAACAAUUAAUUGCUCUCAAUGAGCAGGAAAGCAAUUAUAUUUUUCUAAACGAAGAAGGGCAGGUCGAAACGCAAUGUCAUCCCUGGGGUCCUGUAUAUUGCGAUCUCUAUGGUAGCGUUUACGUUUGCAAUGGCAAGCAGGAUAAGGUCCUUGAAGUGUACGUAAAAGGAAAUCGCGACCCUAAUGUGGAAAUCUUAAACGUAAUCCGGGCCUCACUUCGCCUUCAUUACUUAAUAGCUGAUGCUGAUACGACGGCUCGUGUCGGCUUGAGCGGACUGCUUUUUAUAACCAGUGGAAAGGUAUUAGCUUCCGUUAUGCCACGAACCUUUUCGCAAACUCUGUUGCAAAAUAAGGAAGAAAUUAAUGGAUGGAACCGUAAUUUCGAAAUUUCCGCACCUGUGGUAGUUCAUGGCACAAUGUUCAGCUUUAGCGAAUUAAAUAUUAUACAUAACGAACGUUUAUAUCACGAAAAGUUUUGUACGGUUAACGCGCUCAGUAGCCAUAUAUUACGGAACCCUAACGAACAACUCAAGGGUAGUAGAUUGUUUACAAGUACCAGUGCACAUGAGAUAGAAUGCAGAGGAUAUUUCAAUGUAGUGUCUAAGCUCCAUCGCGUUGGAGCUGAAGUGGUGAAGUGAAGGAGGAAAUUGAUUUUUAAUUUCUAUUUCUGUCUUCCAAGCAACGUGGCUGAUAAUAUUAUAAAUGAAAUCUUAUACAAACUACUCUUAUUCCUCUUAAAACAAUAGAAUUUUUAACACUUAACAAAGUCAAA